Porites evermanni is the source of this 4191-nucleotide messenger RNA. Lineage: Eukaryota; Metazoa; Cnidaria; Anthozoa; Scleractinia; Poritidae. The record is from the annotation of a GenBank genome assembly.
AUGCUCUCGAAAUUAACUCCCGUAAUACUGUGCUUUAUCUUACAGUUUCUAUCUGAGCAGAAGGCUGUUAAAGCAGCCCAAGUCGACCUGACUCCGCCGACGAGAGCAGAUUUUGCCACUUGCACGCUAACAGAGGAGUUUAAAGAGUCGUUUGUGGACGAACAUAACAGACAUCGGUCACAUGUGCAACCCCCUGCUGCAGACAUGGAAUACUUGGUGGGUGUUUAAUUAAAGUUCAAUUUUUUAAAAAAAGCUUUGAAGGGUAACAUCUUAUUUAUGCGAGUCGCUUAAGGUACAUCAAAGUCAGAUUCGCUGGACCGCAUUUGCGUCAAUUGACACUAUUAGAAUGCAAAAUUGAUUUUUACUAUUACAACGAAAGUUUUAAACGCCCAAUAUCUGGUGAAGUUUAUUAUUUAUAUAUUCUUGGACCCCGCACGAGAAAAAACAAACACAUUUAUCGUGUGCCAUCGUUACGUCAAUUUUAUUGACCUUUCUCUCAUAGGCUAAGGCAAAGCGUGACCAAGAAUUUUCUAAUGAAAUCAGUCGGUAACUUCAUUUCCUCGAACUUUCGAUCGGACCCAUCAGGGUAGCUAACACUUUCGGAUGAGACGAAAAAGCCAGCUAAAACUUUCGAGACGACUAAAGUGCCCCUAAGACAUCUGAACAGCUAAAAAGGCUUUUUAAAUUUAUCAGACAGGCAAUUCUGACGUAUUUGGAAAAUUCGGUCAUUGCGUCCAAUUGUAGCCUAAGCAGCCGGCGCUUGAGAGGAUGAUAUGGCCUAAGAGAAAUAUUAUCCUUCUGAAACGGAUAGGUCAUUUCAAGAAUGCAUAUCCGGCGUUUAGAUGUUAUCAGUACGUCUUAUACACGUGCUGACAGACGUAUGAUUCGUUCCUAUUUUUUUUUUUAUCUUAACAAAAAACGAAGACUGAUUAUAUUACGUUUUGACUUAGUAGGCAUGGUACCUCACCUUUUGAAUCAUCCUGCAUGUCAUACUGAUGUUCUUUUCAAAGAACAGGAGGUUUACUUACCGGUUAGUUGCUGUAUUUGGUACUGUAAAGGUAGAUUAACACAGCGUACAUAUACCUUUAUUACAUAUGGUAUUAGAGUAAGCGUUACUCCUCAUCGAUUAGGGCUGCCUUUUAGAAAGGGAGGAGACCAUCCGUGAGGCUGAAGUAGGACUCCCCCGCGCCUUGCCUUACGUCAAAGCUAAAAAAAGCCUCAGAAAUUAUAUGUAACUAAGAAAAUUGGACUGGUUUGACCUUACUAAAGUACGUAUCAGUCCUUGAUAAAAACAAUUUGACUGAUCAAUAAUGCAGACCAAAAUUAAUUAUAUGCUGCCCUUCCCUUGUUUACUAAUUCUACCCUCCAUCCUUUUACCUUCAUCCCUCUUUCACUUCCAGAUCUCUUUAACGAGAAGCAUACAACAUUUUUAUUACUACUAACUUUCAUUAUAAUUCAAUUUUAUUUCUGACACUCUUAGUUCUGGGAUGAAAAUCUAGGAAAUUUGGCUCAGAUGUGGGUCAAUAAAUGUCAAUGGUAUCAUGGUUUCGUAUAUUUUGGUGAAGAAUAUCCACUUCCUUUGAAUUUGACAGGUAGAAUGGGUGAGUCUCUACAAAUUACUUGAAAACUUACAUAUCAUUCUGUAAUUAUAGUCGUUAAAUAUAAUUCUUUAAUCAGGCCUGCCUGAGGGUUGUGCAUGCAGAGUUAACAAAAAUAGCGGACGAUGUCAUCACUACACAAAGACGUAAAUAACCAAAUCACUGUCCAAAAAAGAUGAGCAAAAAAUCCAACUUAAUGGAUGUCAACUGUUUUUAAGCGUAGAAGUUCCCAGAGCGGUCUGGUUUUGGGAAAAUUCUUCUUAAAGAAAAGAAAUUAAGGCUAUUUGAAAAUAUUUUUUCAUGGAUACAAACAAAAAUUAAAUUCUGCGCUUGAAUUAGGAAUUAUGCAUAGCUCGGAGGGUGCACGACCGCCAAGGCCACCCUCCAAGUUGCUUUACCUUAUUCUUCCCUUCAUACUCAGCCUCAUUUAGUAGUUGUUGAAAACCCAUACUGCAUGUAAUCUGUAAACAUAAAAAAGUCAUGCGUUCCUCCGUAAUAAAAAAAAUUUCUUUUUAAUCACCGAUGAAGGGUGAGCUAUAAUACACAAGCAAAAUCAUCGUAAAAAUUCACGGUUCUCGUAAGUCCCCGCGCUUUAAAUGUGAACAAACUAUCUCAUAAUCAGGUUUUGGGUUUUGAGGCUAUGUUCUCAUUUGAAGCCUGGUCACGAUGCGCGGAUACAAUGUGCAAUAGACCCUGUAUCCGGGUAUUAAAGGGAGCACCGAGUAUAAGCACACGGUUCUAAGUCAUUACUAGGCAGUCCAUUGCGUUGCAUACCCAUAACAACCUGCCACGCUCAAAUUUCAAACUGCCAUAAAAGAAGCAAACACACUUACAUAUCGGGUACCCCGGAAGUUGUGAACCCAGCACCAUUUCAGUUCUGCCGGUUUCCAGCCAAACAUCCGUGUUCGGGUACAAAGCGUGAAAACUUCGGAAUCCUUGAUUUCCAACGUUUCUGCUUGUCUAGGAUUUAUUUCUGCCGAAACAAAUUCUGAAUGUCAUGGACUCAUGUUAGGCCAACUGAAAACUGGGAUAUGACUGGCGAUCAAGUUUGAAAAUGUACCACACAAGAUUACACGUACCGAAUUUGGCAAUAGAAAUGGUCAACGUACCUGUACCAAUCGGUCCGUUGGUCAUUCCUCAUGAUCAAAAGUUACUGCUUUUCAUAGCUUAACAUAGUAGGCUGCCUCUUUUCUGAAUCGUCCUUAGCACUCUUUGCGUAGAUGUGUCCAAUGAACUUCAUGUUGCUCUGUCAAAUUGUAUUUGUAAGUGAUCUUUUCACUCUUACAGAAUUUAUUAUUUUCUGGUGUAUAUGAUGUUGUUUUUAAAAAUUUCCGCUCAUGAUAUAUUCUCAGAAAUGGAUGAUUUGGCGAAAGGUACUGUCAAACGAUCAUGUGUUCUAACCGAAGUUUGCAUUUAAUUGAGCCACGCCUUAUAAUACUUGAGAUAGUUUUCGAUGCUAUUAAUCUCUCGAAAACUCCUGAUCCUCUCUUAGACACCCUUUUAGUACUUCCACGACAGGGUUUUAAAAAUUAAUUUAUGUCUGAUUAUCUUAAGGUCAGAAUCUCGCUCGACAAACUUACAACCUUCCAGAUCCAACGACCCCCGUAAAGGACUGGGACAACGAGGAAGGAAACUUUGUAUACGGAAUUCAAAAUGGCUAUUGUAAGAAUCCACCUUGUGGGCAUUACAUUCAGGUAAAUAGCCAACGACAAGUUGAAUUUUUUUUUUGCUUUUAUCAAAGAAGGAUUGCUCGUUGAUUUUACUGUUACUACUGUCGUAAAGGUUUCCAUGAGAUGCUGUCGCUAUAUCUUUGACCACAUCUCAAUUUUGAGCAAAUAUUUCUAUUAACUAAUCCAACAAUUCUGAGAAAUAAGCCAGGGAAGUUUUUUAGUACAUAAUUCGGCCUCCAAGUUACCAUUGGAUUUCUGAAACGACGUCCGAACAAAUUAUACCAAAAAGUAUACCACAAAAUAAGCCUAUAUUUUUGUUUCUGUCCAAAUAAGGAAGAGGGCAAUCUUGGGUUCAAAUAGAGUUUUUCUGGUUUUUGUGGCAUUUCUUGAACAUUGUUUUGUUAAAUUACCAGCACCUUUUAAUUUGGAACAUGCAUCUUAAGGCAACCACGAAACAAGAUUAAGUUACACUGCUUUGCUCGUAAUUCCUUAUUACUUUUACAAUACUUUUACAAUGUUUGCUAUACAAAGUUUCUCUUAGCUUAUUGUCCUGUUGAAUCGACCACAUUUGUCCCAAGUUGUUUAAAGUUUGCAUCUUUCAUAGUUUAUUUACCAUGUCAACUCAUUAAUACUCAGGCCCCUUAAAAUUUACCUGGUAAAAGCACAGAACACAGGCCAGUUAAACAAAUCUUAUUAACUGCCGGUCUUCAGCUGGGUAAUAGCAGCUAAUGUGACGUUACGCUCAGUUAGCGUUCGCCGUUAUUAAGUUUUAUGCAACCGGUUCCUAGAAUCAUUGUUUACUUUUCCUCCAGUUAGCUUGGGCGAAAACGAAGUACAUUGGCUGCGCCGUCAACUUGUGCCCUAAUUUUGGUAAUGGUCAAAACACUGGUGGGUCAUUUGUUGCUUGCGACUACGAUAGGUAA